GUCGUCGCGCUUGGGUGACGUCGCAGCGGGCGGCGGGCAGGUGGAGCUGGCGGCGGCGGGAAGAUGGCGGAGUACUUGGCGUCCAUCUUCGGCACCGAGAAAGACAAAGUCAACUGCUCCUUCUAUUUCAAAAUCGGAGCGUGUCGCCAUGGAGACAGAUGCUCUCGCUUGCACAAUAAGCCGACCUUCAGCCAGACCAUUGCCCUCUUGAACAUUUACCGUAACCCUCAAAACUCUUCCCAGUCUGCUGACGGUUUGCGCUGUGCCGUGAGCGAUGUGGAGAUGCAGGAGCACUACGACGAGUUCUUCGAGGAGGUAUUCACAGAGAUGGAGGAGAAGUAUGGCGAGGUGGAGGAGAUGAACGUGUGUGACAACCUCGGCGACCACCUUGUGGGGAACGUCUAUGUCAAGUUUCGCCGGGAGGAGGACGCCGAGAAGGCCGUGAUCGACCUCAACAACCGCUGGUUCAACGGGCAGCCCAUCCACGCUGAGCUAUCACCCGUGACCGACUUCCGGGAAGCCUGCUGCCGCCAAUAUGAGAUGGGCGAGUGUACCCGGGGCGGCUUCUGCAACUUCAUGCACCUGAAGCCCAUCUCCAGGGAGCUGCGGCGAGAGCUGUACGGGCGCCGUCGCAAGAAGCACCGCUCCAGGUCCCGUUCUCGGGAACGUCGCUCGAGGUCCAGAGACCGCGGACGUGGUGGUGGCGGCGGUGGCGGCGGUGGUGGUCGGGAGCGUGACCGGAGGCGCUCGAGAGACCGGGAGCGUUCGGGACGCUUCUGAGCCGAAGCCUUUUUACGGGUCUGCUAGCAAGGGGCAUAGUCAAUUGGUCACAGGUUCAUAACGGGCAUUUUUUUAAAAAACAACAAAAAAAAAACAAAAGAUGGGUUUCUGAAUAAAAUUUGUAGUGACACUCG
Molecule: messenger RNA, 914 nt
Organism: Suncus etruscus (white-toothed pygmy shrew)
Lineage: Eukaryota; Metazoa; Chordata; Mammalia; Eulipotyphla; Soricidae
Gene: U2AF1
Product: U2 small nuclear RNA auxiliary factor 1
Exons: 8
Coding region: 64-780 (238 amino acids)
Biological process (GO): mRNA splicing, via spliceosome
Cellular component (GO): spliceosomal complex; U2AF complex
Molecular function (GO): metal ion binding; pre-mRNA 3'-splice site binding
Source: RefSeq, a predicted model, not a curated record